GGGGGGCAGGCCAGUAGCCCCUCCCCUCCUUUUCGCCACUGGUGGAUGCACAUAUUCAAAACUUCAGCGUCGCACACACAAACUAUAAAUCACAUUUGCCACUCUACAUGAUUGCGCUUACGUCAGAGACUGGGCCGGCCCACAGUAGCCAAUGGGAAGAGAGUUAUCAGAGUGCGCGCUCGAGGAUCGCACGGUACCAGUGGCAGAAGCGAGCAGCAACGGGUCCGAUUGGGACCUCGCGCGAUAUAUACAUUUCCCGUCGUUUGCAGAGAAAGGCCUGCUUGUAUCAGUAAAAAAGGAACAGCUGGAAUUCUCCAUGUCGCUUUGCAAUUGACUCGAAACGACACUUCUUACAUGUCACUGAGGGACCUCGACACGGGGCCGAGCAACUGUGAGGAUGUCGCGUCGGAAGCAGCCGCACCCGCUUCAUCUCGACACUCUGGACCAACUCAGCAGUCUUCUCGAGCACGGUUCCUGUAAUGAAGAAGAAGAAGAUGGAGGUAUCGGUGAUGAGCACGUGUGCGGUAAAUGUCGUUUGGAAUUCGUAGACUUGUCAGAUUUCUUACACCAUAAGAGAACAUGUACAAGAAAACGCUUAGUGCUUGUUGGUGGUGACGAAAGCAGCGAUGAAUUGGAGGAUGCAGACGAAAUGGGGAUUUCUCCCAUGGACUAUAAAGAAGACCCUGAUAAAUAUGUUGAAGAUCUUUCAACGCUCCCAUACCUCAUGUCCUUGCCGCGUGUCAAAUCCUGUUUUCCAGAAAAUUCCGGAUUGCCUACCACCCUGUCGGGCAAGAAACCGCCUAUGUUUACAGAAUGUGAAGAUCAGCCACUAGACGUAGACAACUUUGCAAAAUCUGAAAUUUAUGCCAACCAGUCAGACGAAAGCAUUGUGAAUGAAAUUAAGAAAGGCACUUCGCCUGAUCUCAGCUCUCUUCCGACUCCGCAAUCACUACCUCAAUACCUCCUUAUGCAACCUGUUCCAGACACAAAUGUUACUUUGCAAGCGUUACAGAACACGCGAGUGGCUGUCGCUCAACAAGGAGCUGGAAACACGAAUCUGUCACACCUUGCUCUGCACACGGCCCUGUACACCUUGCAGCAGCAACAAAUUAUUCAGCUUCAUCAAGUUAUUCAACAACUGCAAAGUCAGUUGGCUGGUGCAGCGCCAACAGCUACUAAUUCUUUAAUAUCCAAUGCUCCUACAGUGGGGUCGCUGACGGGAUCUGCAGCUCUGACGCCACCUCAAAGCACAGAUGGCAACAACGGCGGCAUCUUGGCUCUCACAACAACAGCUUCAUCCCUACGCACACUCGAAACCGUUACACAAGCACAAAACCUCUCAGUAACAACCACUGCUACGCCAACAUCGACAACGUGUCAAAGCUCAUCUUCUACUGAUAAUCCAAUUUCAGUAGUUUCAGCUCCUCCGCCAGCACCACCUCAUGAGCCUAACACUUUAGAAUUAUUACAAAGACAUACUGAACAAGCUCUUCAAAACACGAUGGCUGGUAGCUCAUUUCUAUUAAAUGGACUGAGUGGACUUGGAAAUAGCUCUGAUAUACUGCGAUUUUGCAAAAAAGGAGAUGUUAAGAAGGAAGGUGGUGAAGAAACAUUUUUCCGUCACAGAUGUCGUUUUUGUGGUAAAGUUUUUGGAAGUGACAGUGCUCUACAGAUCCAUAUACGAUCACACACUGGUGAAAGACCAUUCAAGUGUAACGUCUGUGGCAAUCGUUUUUCAACAAAAGGGAAUUUGAAAGUACAUUUCGGAAGACACAAAGAGAAGUACCCACAUAUAAAAAUGAAUCCACACCCUGUUCCGUUACAUCUGGAUAAUCUACACCCUCCUAUAGAACCGCCGGAAGCUUCUGAAACUCCACCUAUUCUUACACAGAGUUCUCCAUGUCAGACAAUUGCUCCAAGUCUACAGCCUCCAAAUUUAAUUCCAGCGCAGCCAUUACCUUUAGUUACUCAUUGUCAUGACCGAAGCCUUUCGAGCCCAGCUGGAGCAAGUACUCAUGAAACAGGUCGACAAUCUGACCAUGAUAACAUGCAAUCCGAUCGCAGAAGUAUCUCUCCAAACGAAGUUUCAAAUUUAUCUGAUGAUUCCGGUGGCUCAGCAGCAGAAGAUUAUGGAACAGAUGAAAAUGGUAUGAAAGAUACAGAUCAAGUACGCUAUGAAGAGGAUAUUGAUAAUGAUGAUGAUAGUUUUUCAGUAUCACCGAAGAUAGAGCAAAAGGAAGCAGAUGAUAAUGCAGAUGAAGAAACAAAACCAUUAACAUCAGAAAAUAAUGUUUCUAUCAGAAAUACUACAUCCAUUCCUUCCUAUGUCAGCAGCUCAGCACCAACAUUCCCUUACUUCUUCCAUCCUACAUUAUCACCACCUUCCAGUAUAGCUUCGAUGUGUUAUCCACCACUGUCUACGCCACCUUUAACAAGCACUCCUUCUUCAAGAAUUUCUUGCACAAGCAAUGCAAACAAUGACGGUAAUGAUCAAAUAGGACCUUCCCCAGAUCCAAAUGUCUAUCAAGAUCUAUUACCCAAACCAGGUUCAAAUGAUAAUUCAUGGGAGAGUUUGAUGGAAGUCACAAAAACCUCUGAGACAUCUAAAUUACAACAACUUGUGGACAAUAUAGAGCAUAAAUUAAGCGAUCCUAAUCAGUGUCUAUUUUGCCAUAGAGUCUUGAGCUGCAAAAGUGCGCUACAAAUGCACUAUCGCACGCAUACAGGGGAACGACCAUUCAAAUGCAAAAUUUGUAGUCGUGCCUUUACAACAAAAGGAAAUCUUAAAACUCACAUGGGAGUACACAGGGCUAAGUCUUCCCUCCAAGUCUUACACCAAUGCCCAGUCUGUCAUAAGCAAUUUACUAAUUCACUGGUUUUACAACAGCAUAUUAGAAUGCAUACUGGUGAACCGACUGAUAUGCAUCCUGAACAAAUAAUGGCAAAUGAAGUGAGACAAGGUCACCUUUUAUCUACCUCAUUUCCAAGGCCAACAAUGCCUUCUUUAUUGCCAACCUUUACAUCUCCAUCAUCUCUCCCACCUCGUUCUUCACCAGCAGGUCCACCGAAUAUAUGCCAAACACCAAAAUCUUCUGAAGCUCCUUCACUUUCAUCAUCUCCAGUUCGCUCUACUUCUACUCCCACAGAGAGUGUUAUCAAAACUACUUCAAAACAAGCAGAUAAUCAAUCAAUGGAUGAAUCUUCUUCGCCAACAAUGGUAGGAAAUAACUCACGGCCUCCUUCUGCUAAACAAGAACGAUCUGUAACACCUCAGCCUCCAGUCUUGACUUCAAAUUCAUCUCCCAAUGUCACAUCCAUAGGAAAUUCUCCUCGAGUUCCUUCACCGAACAUGGACAAACCAAUCGUUACAACAGCUCCAUAUUCUCCUGCAUACACUACUUCUUUAGUAGCUUUGGAAAACCAUGUCAAGGCAAUCAAUACUACCAUUCCACAAACAUUGCCAUUUUCACCUUUUGGCAUGGGUCUAGCGAUGGGUAGUUUUUUCCGAUAUGAAGAUCCAGGUUUUAUGAACAGGAAUCCACCAAAGGACUUGAAUAACGAUAAAUCUCCUGCACCUCCCCAAUCAUUUUCACCGUCUCCAAAUACGAGUAGAGCUGGAUCAGAAGCUUCUGCUGAUGAAAGGUCAACUCCAGGUUCGGUCGUACAAUCUGAAUCUCCCGUAUCCGUCAAUGGCAAUCAUAUGCGACUAUCUUCAGGUGUAAUAACUACGAAAGUUGAAGGAGGAGCUUUAGACUUGACUCCUAAAAACUCAAUCAUUUCAGUUCCACCUUCUGUGCCAGAUAUUCAGCUCUUCACCUCACCCCUUGCUGGCCUGCCUUUUCCAACAACACCUGGGAGAUUGUCAACAACUUGCCGAAUCUGUUUCAAGACAUUUGCUUGUAACAGUGCAUUAGAGAUACACUACCGUAGUCACACCAAAGAACGUCCGUUUAAGUGCAAUGUUUGUGAUCGUGGUUUCACCACUAAAGGGAAUAUGAAGCAACAUUUGUUAACUCAUAAGAGUCGAGAUCUCCAACCUUUGCUUUUCGCGUCUACUGAUAAUUCCGUGCCCGAUAGCGAAACGAACUCUUCCACGAACGUCACAAGUCCACGAACUUCAAGCCCAGGUACAACGCCAUUCGAAACGAACAGUAAUCAUAACAGCGACAAAAAAGAUGUAGUAAUGACAGCAAUUUCCACCAUUUCUACAACUAUAACUUCAUCAGCAGUAACAGCAAUUAUGUCGACACCUACACAAGUUUCACCAGCGGUUAUUACUUCAAGCUCCCUUCCAAAAAGUAUUAAAACAGAAAAUGAAGGAAGCGCAAAGAGACAUCUCUCUGAUCAAACUUCGGUAACUCCUUCGAAACAGCGACCUUCGGGUACACCAAAGCAUUUCUGCCAUGUAUGUCAGAAGCCCUUUUCGAGUGCCAGUGCUCUACAAAUUCAUAACCGUACCCAUUCUGGGGAAAAACCUUUCAAAUGCGUGGUCUGCGGCAGGGCAUUUACCACCAAAGGUAAUUUGAAAGUUCACAUGAAUACUCAUAUGGCUCAGAAUAAUGGGAAUUCCCGCAGAGGAAGGAGAAUGUCCUUAGAAUUUCAACCUCCACCACUUCCAGCUCACGGAAAACAAGAAUAUCCACAUCACGCUAGGCCAGAUUUGUAUUUUCCAUACCUUCCUCCUGGUUAUAUUAACGGCAUUACAUGUCCACCAAAAAUGAAUGAAAUAUCAGUUAUUCAGUCAGCCGCUGGCAUAACUAACGGCAACAUAAGUACACCUAGUACCAUGAAUCUCACUCCUGCCGUGUCGAUGAUGACCCCCGUCAUGACACUGGGCCAACAUCAGCCUUUUAUUAGAAAGCAGACACAGCAGAGCAACGACAGUGAUGGGUCCAGUUACGUGGAUCCGCGCUCACCAGAUGAAGCAGAGAAUUUAAAGAUUCAACCUUCACCGAGUCCACCUAUGGAAAGUGCUUCCCCCGUUCGUCCCAUCCCAUCCUCACCAUCAACAACUUCUGAUAAUGCUGCCUGUUGGAACUGGAAGGCAGCUUGUAAUGUAUGCAACAAGAUCUGUUCUUCCUCUUCUGACUUAGAACUCCAUUUGAAAACUCAUUGUAAUCCUGUAAUACAUGACACUGUCAGGUCUGUGUCACAAACUGCAAAGAAUCUCGCCUCGUAGGUAUGAUUUCAUCCACACUUUUUUGGAGCGUAGUCAAUUCAUUGAAGAAUGCUAAUUUCUUGACUCUCUCCUACUAUGUGUGUGUAACCAUGAUGAACGAUCUACCAACCCAUGCUUUCAAAUGAAGUACGUUAAAGCAGGCUUUGCUUCAAUUCGAAUACAGCAGGGAGCCUUGAAACAAAAGAGACGCUUUUUCGGGGGAUGUAGGACAUAAAAUAUUAUCAAUAUCAUUUACUUUUGUUGACGUGCUGGAUGAUCGUCGUAUUUCCUCCUCUUCCCCCUACCUCCUGGUCAGUCAGAAGUAUGACCGGGAACAUUGGUUCCUAUGAUAACUAGUCUAAGUCUUGCACCCUGGUCUGCAUACUUCUAACACACGUACGAAAGGGAAAGGACAAUAUUACCUAUGAUAAAGCUGUUAAUAGCUGUUUAGGUGGUAGCCAACGUGCAAGGUAUUCUGCUCCUUUGUUGUACUUAGUAUUAUUGCACAUUGAUGGGUGUCACGUUAAGCCCAUUUGUUGGAACUAUUUAUGUACAUGUAGUAAACCUAAUAUAAACUGCAAGGCAAUUUACACGGCUACGUGACUGUUAGUUAAAAUAUUCUGCCUAUUCUUCGUAUGUGUUAUUUUUCUCCCUGUCUGAUUGUUAUGUUUGUGUGCAAAGAAACGUGAAAAAUUCGUGACUGUCAGAAGAUAGCACAGAUUGCUCUGUCGAGCAAUUAAGCUUCAAUUCUGUUCAUUGCAAUAUGUUUUGUAACACUGAUUGUUUUUUUAAAUUAUUGUAUUUUGUUGUUGUUCAUGUGGAAAGAGUCGUCCUAAUCCAUUUUUUUUGUAUAAUUAUUAUUGUGAGAUUCCUUUCAUGUAACAGCAUACUUCUCUAUUUUUUUUUUUAAUUUAAAUAACUUCCCAGUCUUGAAAUUUUGAAAAACGGGCAACAAAAGGCAAAAAUCCAAUCCAAUCGAAUUAACCAAAGCUUAUAAAGCCGUUUUCUGGAUUUAAAAUCCAAGAUCAAAUACGAUAUGUGCAUUUUUUAAAAUUAUACGUAUAUAUAUUUUUUUCCUAACGAAAUAAUUCUGCCUCAGUCGUUAGAUAUCUCAUUUCUUUCAACUCAAUUAUUACGGUUGGCUUGUUUCUUUAAUUGAUGAUAAAUUUCAUGUAAAUUGUGAAACCAAAGAAAAAAAUUAUAUUUUCUUUAUACAUUUGAUUAUUGAAUCAAUUCUUUAAAUCGAAACAUAUUUUUCUACAAAAUAAGUUUUCAAUUAAUCUCCUCUGAGCAUUUCGUAAUUAUCUUAAAUUUUUCUAUUCCACAACGUCAAUCAGAAAACGGCUUUACUAUUUUAAAUUUAAUCAAAUACAUUAUUUUCUUUUGUAUUUUUACGGAAGUUAGUGUUUUUUUAUUAAUUUUCCCAAAGAAAUUUUAAUUAUCCAUUUUAAAAUCAUUUUAUAAUCCGCAUUCAUUCAAAAACCAGUUACGCAAGCGUUUAAUUAUGCCUUUCUAUUAAUCGUAAUAACACACGGUAUGAUUUUCAUUCUUCAUUUUUAAUGCUUUUGCGGGGGGGAGCUUUCUCUACUUCAGAGGGUUCAGGCAGAAAGUAAACCACCUUGCUUCUAUGUACAUAAUAUAUUGUUAUAUCUAAAAAUUUCUGUAAAUGUGGCUGAAUAUAAUAAUGUCGUUCCCCAACUGGAAAGUUAUAAAUUCUAAGAAAAUGUUUUCAUCACCUCUCCAACCUUUAUGUAAGAGGAGAAUGAGCAGUUGCUGUCUUUCAAGCUUACGAUUAAAUAUCUGAUAUGGAUUUAUGCUGAAAUCCCUUUAGAUAUGUUUCACAAAACUCAGAACAACAGAAUGAGUUGAUUUUAUUCUUUUGGAUUAUGUAAUGAGUUGUAGUGUAGGUUGUAUUGUUCUAGAAUUAGAUUAGGUUUAGUUAUUCCCUUUUGAUUUACUUUAAAUCCUCGUGUUCCUUAUGUUCUACAAAACCUCAUUUUUUUACAAAACCGAAUUACACUUUUCUUUUAAUUAAAUGUUGAGGCACGUAAAUUUUCAAAAAUAUAAACGCUAGAAAGCCGACACUUAAAAACGAUGAUAAUUUUUAUUAUUUUAUUGCAUUUUUAAAUAUUCUCUUAGAAGCAAAAUACAAGCAAUUAUAAUUAGAAUGUAUAUAUUAAAAAAUUAAUCAAAUUUUUAAAGGUCAGUAAGCAUAUAUGUACAUAUACAAGUGUCUUUGUAUGUAUACAUGUAAUUUUCUACGUUUCAUAUUUUUGAGUCUUUACAUUCUUUGCUUGCCAGCCUCAAUCCAUGUCCCAAAGUGGCGUAAAAGAGACGUAAGUACUUUAAAUAAACGUUUAAACGUUCCAUUGCUUGCAUAUAAUAGCACUAUUAGUUUCUAAAUUACAGCAGUCAGUGCUUUUUAUUCUAUAAAAUUACUUUUCAUUUUUAAAACAAAAAUCUCUAAAAAGCUAUUUGAAUAUUAAUGUGAAUAACUUCUUUAAUCUGCUUAUACAUAUUUUAAAUACUUCUGAAAACUUUGAAACUCGUAUUAGUUUUUAUUUAUUUAUUUAUUAUUAACAACUUGUAAACAAUUAUGCAAUUUUUUAAGAAUAGCAUGAAAUGCUGAUAAUUUAGUUAAAAAAAAUUAUGAAAAGCGUUUAUAACCAAAAGGUCAUUCCAACCCGCCCGAAGGUAAGCGGAAGUCAUUCAUUUGGUAAAUGAAUUAAAGAAACACGUUCUUUGUCGAAUGAUAAACAUGCUAAAAAUUCAAUUCACAACUCUUAUUUAUUUAAUAAUACAAUGUUACUUACAACAUUGGUGUAAAAUACUGUAAAGGAAUUCUUAUCUUAAAUGUGUGAACAUUGUCAACAUGUUGAGUGGGUAGUGCAUAAUUCUCCUUUAGGCGAAUAAUAUUCUUAAAAAUACAUAGUUUUUUUUUUUUUUUUUUUUUUUUUUUUUGCUCGACUGCUAUAAUUUAUAUAAUCCUAUUUUGCAAUAUUCGUCACUGUGUGAUUUUUCAAACUACUAAUCCUCUUUUAUGCCGCUGAUCUUUGUGAAAAUCCCUAUCUUUUUUUUCCAGUUACUUUGUGAAAAUAUUUGUAUUUGAUGUGGGUCAUACACAAAAAGAGUAAUAUGUCUAUGCAAACAGGGAAGAAAUAACAUCUCGGUCUUUUGAAAAUUUUUAUUUUAAAUGCCAUGCAAAAACAGACAAUGCUUCAUGAAAAGGCAUGGUUCAUUUAUUUGCAUCGAAUCAGCUCCAAAGCGGCAGUGGAAUUUGCUUUCGUAUUGCCUUAUGCGAUUAAAUCAUUCGUGAAAAUCAGGUGGAUUAACCGUAUGUCAAAGCCAAUUAACUCUAAAAACAUUGAUUAUUAAAAAUGUUUAUUAGUUCAAAUGUGAAUAAUGUAAAAGUUGCAUACAGAGUAUUUAAUUAUUUGAUAAUAUUAUUCUGAUAAAAUUCUAAAUGCAAACAGCAUUGAAGAAUAAAAAUAUUGUAUGAUAUUGCAUGAUAUACAGUAUUGUUUAGUAUAGUACAAUAUGUGCUGAAGAAAACUUAAUUCUUGAAUAUAGUUACAACAUCGUAUUUUUAUGGCAUGAAUGUUGUAAGAAUUAUAAAUUAACCUAAAUAAAGACUUUAAGGAGCUGAUUUGAUGUUACUUAAAGUUCAUGUCUUUUCUCACUAAAUAUUGUUUACGUUCUCAUAUUAUUGAAUCUCAGGAUAUAACUUUAUUACAGCCUCGUAGCUGCUUCAUUAAAUGCUACGAAAGUGAUGAUACCCAUGUCUCAAGAUUCCUGGUUCAGGUUCCCGUUUAAGUCUUUCAUUAAUCUUUUUUGUAAAAAUACCGGAAGAAUUUCCAGUUUUUCUCAAUUGUUAUCAAUCAUUUUAUUUUUAAACUGUAUCUUUUGAUGUUUUCCGUUUUUACAAAGGCAGUAUUUUAUUGUCAAAUAAAUAUUUUUAUACACCAAAAUCCUGCGAAGUGUUGGACAAAACCAGGUGUUUGUAUUCCAUCGUCCAACAUUUCGGGGAUUAUCAAUUUGUUUUAUUCGUUUCUAGUACACUUUAUUGCAAAAUGACCGAAUUUGUAAAGGUAACUUAUUUAUUUUUCUCUCUCUCUCUUUUUUGAGUGAUUUGCAAAACUUGAUAUGUAUUUUUUGUAACGUUCGACAUUAAGUGGAUUGUGAUUUUAAAUGUGCUAUUUUAAUCUUUUCGUUAUUACAUUGCAUGCACGGACAUUUACUAGAAGCAUUAAGUAGUUUUGGGAUGUAAAAUUAAGGGAUAUAAAAUGCUGAUUUUGGGAUAAUAAUAACAUUUGAAAAUAUGUGUCGUUUUAUUUUUGAAUACACCGUGAAAAUAAAAUGACCUUCCAAAAUGUAUUGUAACUGUUUUGUAUCUUUAGUAAAGUUUAUAUUUUAUUUGUGCAUCUAUUUUUUGUCCGUGCUCGCUCAAUUAACCAGUCAGAUGGACAAGUUUGGGCUUUAUUUAUUCAUAAAUGAAAGAGGAUUAUCAAUAUAAUUCAUUCAAACAUAUAACUUAUGUACUGCAAAAAAGUUAAACAAAUAACUUUUAUAAUGCAUUUUUUAAAAUGGUGCAUUAUUAAGAUAUUAAAAAUUAUAUAAAUGCAAAAGAAAGCUUGUUUUUUUAAAAAUAUCCUAAGAUUAAAUUUUUGAAUCAGAGAAAGUAUAGUGUUACAUUUCUAUAUAAGUAUAAAAAUUAAAGAUUGUCGGUAUAAAGUAACUAUCAAUUGAAUGAUUUUCAUGAAAAUAUUAUUUAAAACAAGCCAGAUAAUUAAAAAAAAUUACUAAAAUGAUCAAAAUUAAUCACACAAAAUCACCAAUAAUUUAAAGCAUGAUUUUUUAUAGUGCAAUUUAUGCUGUUAUGAAUACUUUGAUUAUUAUUUUUUGGAAGGAUAGAAACCUCACAAAUUAUUAAAAUAAAUCGAUACUAACCAAAUAAAUCCAAAAGCCUUUAACUUACUUUGCAGGAAAUUUUUCUUUCACAUAAAAUUCUCAAAAAUUGAUAUGUUGAGAGUGAUUUAUGAAAGCAUAUAUAUAUAUAUGUGUGUAUAUAUAUAUAUAUAUAUAUAUAUAUAUAUAUAAAUUCACAGAUACGUCCCACUGACUUGGUUAUUUUAAAUGUCAAUUUUGUUUCGUUCAUUUUUUUCAAACAUCUUGUGUUCAUGGAAUGAUUUGAUGUGUAAUUUUUUUGACUUGGUAUUGUUUCAGUUUUAUUUUUUUAUGGUGGCCAUUUCAGUCUGAUUCUUGCUCUUAUAAUCUUCACCAAUGUUAGCUUUAUUUUAAGAGUUUUAAUCGAGAAGGAAAUCAGUUUUCGGACAGAAAGUCAUUGAUACUUUAAAUGAAGAAUAACAUCUAGUGGAGAAAUCUUUAUAUUUCAUAGAAUUUAGUAUUAACUCUCCUAACCUUCAUUUGAUCAAUUGAGUUUUGUAUGAAUUCAAACAAUACUUAUAUUUGUUGUAAUCAAAAUGUAUUGAAAAAAUGCGAUAUAUAUAUAUUUAUAUAACAUAUAAAAAAAAGAAAAAUUGAGUAUGAGUUGGUGUGUAUGGAUCAUAGGGAGAACAAAAAAAUGGGGGGAACAGAUGCAAUGGUGAUACGACAACUGUGAUAUGUUCUUCCUCAUAUGUGUUGAUUGUAGCACAAAUGAUUCUGCAUCGCGCAACCACGUCUUUUCGGUUCUGUACCGAGAAACAAUUAUCAUUCCACAGAAUCCCGGGAAUACAAGAGCCGGGAAUCUUGAAGUCACUUUGCAACGUCCGAAGCAGCUCUUCCCUUCUCUACUUCAUGUAAAUAACACCAAAACGAAAUCACAUUCAAGAAUCAACAAGUGUUUUAGAGCAGGUAUUUAGUGUGAAUAGAAACAAGUCGUGCGCCCGUGUGAUCUGUUAUUUUAUUGUUUGUUUGUUUUAUUUUCUCUCUCUCUUUUUAAUACUGACCGAUUCUGUUCCAAUUCGGUGAUAAUGUUAGUUGUUUUGAUUGAGCAAUGGCCCCUCGAUCCCUCCGCGAUUACCCAGGAGAUUGCUAUUUUUGUAACAAUUGUAGUUUCGCUCGAGGGAUCGACUGGGGCUCAUGUAUAGCCCUCACGUGCGAGGGCGAACAUUUGGUGCAUGUCACUAUUAAAACUCCUCGACAAA
Argiope bruennichi is the source of this 11304-nucleotide messenger RNA. RefSeq names its product sal-like protein 3. The coding region runs from base 398 to 5179 and encodes 1593 amino acids. Gene Ontology annotation, biological process: regulation of transcription by RNA polymerase II. NCBI's taxonomy places the organism in Eukaryota, Metazoa, Arthropoda, Arachnida, Araneae, Araneidae. The transcript is spliced from 3 exons. The record is from RefSeq and is a predicted model, not a curated record. Gene Ontology annotation, cellular component: nucleus. Gene Ontology annotation, molecular function: RNA polymerase II cis-regulatory region sequence-specific DNA binding; DNA-binding transcription factor activity, RNA polymerase II-specific.